This is a messenger RNA of Arachis stenosperma, 1551 nucleotides long. RefSeq lists its product as uncharacterized. The transcript has 2 exons. The coding region runs from base 87 to 1028 and encodes 313 amino acids. NCBI's taxonomy places the organism in Eukaryota, Viridiplantae, Streptophyta, Magnoliopsida, Fabales, Fabaceae. The record is from RefSeq and is a predicted model, not a curated record.
AGGAUUAUUGAAAGUUGGGUGAGUUACUUUAGCAAAGUCAAAAACAGAAGUAGUGAUUUUGAUUGAAUCGACAAAGCAAAAGAAAGAUGCUUCCACUAAAGCUGCUUCGUUCUCUCGUCUUGGGUGAAUCCAUCAAUCACCAUCCACAUCUCAUGCAUUCCCACGCUCAUUCCGAACAACAAAAUGAAGAAGAACAAGAUGGGAGAAGAAGAUCCAGAAGACGAAGAAUAAGAGCAAGAAGAAGAAGAUCAAAAACUGCGGGUCUUUUGUUCCUUCCAACAAGAGAGAUCGUAACCGACACAUACAGACUCGCCGCCAUUGCAAGAACCUUGGGAAUGGACUUGUUCCCAACGCCAUCUCUCUCCCACAUCAUCUUCUCCAACUCAACGCCAUUCUCAUCAUCUUUGUCGCCGCAUUCAACUCCUUCUUCUUCGUUACCUUCUACUGCCACCACCACCACCACCACCACCUGCUCCUUUUCUUGUUCUUCGUCUUCCUGGCCGCUCCAAGACGACGCCGUUCCGAUCCCUUUCCCUUCCCUGACUCCGGCCCCAUUGACCCACCUUCGUUACUUCGUCAACCUCGCCGCGCCAUUCUUCAAGUUGGUAUUUUUCGACGGCGGCGCAAUUGUCGGAGAUGGUAGCGGUGGAGGAGGAGGAGGAAAUUGGGAUUGUUGCUCGUUGUCGAUGUAUUCUAGAGUUACCGGAGAGAGGGUCGACGAUAUGGAGGGGUUUUGCAGGGUUCUUGCUGGGAAAGGUUGGACCUUUUUCAGGACACAGAAACGGCCACCGAAUGCGGCAGCGGAUCGGAGUUUUUCCGGUGGUGGGGGUGGUAGUUGUGAGGUUUACCUGUUUAGGAAGGUUGAUAUGAACCGGGUUCGGGUGGGUCGGGUUGGUGGUGGUGGUGGAGCAGAUGGAGCUUGUAGGGUUAGGGAGCUGAGGUUGCCACAUUUGGAUUUUGGGAAUGCUCCUUUGAGGAUCUUGCAGUAUAUUUUGCUCAUGACUGAUGAUAUCUUCUGCCUUGCAUGAAUUUGGAAAAUUGAUGAUGAUUGCAAGAGAUGGUGAAGAAAUGUGGCAUCUGGUUUGCUGGUCUAAUAUGUUGAAAGGGAAGCUAAGAAAGUAAUUGGAUGUUGAAGAUUCCGGGUGAAUUUUUGGAUCCUUGGCCUGGUUGGUGGUGGCGGCAGAAAAAGUGAUUCCGCCUGUUUUGUGAUCGAUUCUGAACAGCGUUGAGCAGAGAUGGUUGCCACUUGCCAUGCAGCUCAAAUUCUAUCCUUGAGAAUGCUUCUUAUUCUGCCAAACAAGGCAUGUUGAUUUGUUGCUGCCCUUGGAAUACAAACUGUUCACAAGUUUAAUUCUGAAGGCUGGGAAAAAAAGGAGUGAACCCCAGCAAGUGCAACACUAGACAGCAGCAGAAUGUAGGACCUAUGUUAUAAUUGAGUUCAUACUGGUGGAAGCCAUUGUUAUAGUGGUGAAUUUGAUUGAAUGGGUAAUUGUCAAUAAAUAAGGAACUAUUAUGUCUGCUCUUUGGUAAAUAGUUAAUAUUGUUCUUGAU